CUUUAACACUUACCCCUGCGCGCGUGCUUGGAAUGGAUCGGUCCGCUGGAGUGCGCUGAGUUCGGAGUGAAAAACUGCACUGAAAAGUCACCUGGUCGGCUUUGGACUACUAGUUUAUCAUUCAAACUCGAUAACUUAUCCGUUUUAACCUCGUCAGUGGAAUCAUUUCAUUAUUGACUGACAGCAGAAUUUUUCGCUGUAUUGCACCUCGAAUUGGAGCGCUGCAGUUGCCGGUUGGCUUUGCGUGCUCUGAUAAGGAUAACUCAAAGACAACUGAUGCAUGAUAGACUGUAACCAGACUGACUUCCCUUUAAACUCACACAGAACAGCACAUCAGGACUAAACAUUUAAUGUUACAGGGCAUUGAGUUUGUGAAGCGUUGCGCAGCAGCACAGUGGCUCCCCCUCAGGCCAGUCACAGUACUGCAGCAACACCCAGCCACAAAUCUGCUUCAUGGCCACAAGUCCAAACCUCUGCAGUACGUAUGACUGUUACUAAAGGGUGAGAAGGUAAACUUACAAUCAGGAGGCAGUGAGGUGAUGCGAAAGACCUAUGAUAUGGAGGUCAAAGGUCACCUGAUAACAGGUCCUGAGCUGCAGGCCGCUGUGGACAGUAAGCAGCGUGUGGAGCGGAUGGUGGAGCUGCAGGAGCGCCGGAGGAGUCUGCAGUCGCUGCUCAACACUCGAAUAGAAGAACUCAAACGUGUGUGUCUGCAGGAGGCGGAAUUAACAGGUGAAGUUCCUCAAGAAUAUCCUUUGGAAAGUGGAGAGAAACUCCCUCAUGUGCGGCGCAGGGCUGGUCUGUCCCGCAGCGGGUCCAAACAUAACACCAAAAAUGAGGAAGAGGACGUCUCUCAGCGCAAGACAAAGAAAACUCUGUUCAGCGGCGCCCUCCGCAGGCACGUCGAUUCAGAACAGCAUCCUCCACACAGCAAACGCACAGUUCAUAGAGGAUGCCACACAGAUAACACGGUGAAGACAGAGAGCAGCUCCACGUCUGAUUCCACCAAUCAGGACACUGAGGAUGCCUCUGAUGGCCUGUCACCCUCACAGCCCCGGCUGGUCUCGGGGAGCCCAGACAACAGGUUUUCUCAAAAACUCUCCCCAGUGGAGAUCUAUUACGAGAUGAAAACACGCCGCAACUCUGUGGCCAGCUCAGCCAGCCCGAGUCACUCUCUUCCAAGAAGUGUGUCGAAUCUGGAAGGUAGAAGUGUCCCGGCAACUCCGCUCCUGUCCCGCAAUGGAAUAACAGGAGUGCACAUCAGGUCAGAAUCCUCUAGUGGCACUGCUGCUGUGAAGCAGUGGUCAGACAAUCCCGAGGCGUCCCAUCAGGUGCCUCUGCAGUCUCAGGAGGGGUCGUCCUCAGGGUCCUAUGAGCAAGGGCACAGACGUAGCAAUAGCUCCGAGACAUUACUCGACCGGCAUGGCAUCACAGCGGAGGACGGAGGUCAAAGGUCAGGCAUGCCUGUACGGAACGGCCCGUACAAGAGCUCGGAAGCCAUCAUGGACACGACUUUAAAACAUGCACAGCGUAGCAGCCCCGAACGGCAGGUAAACGGGCACGCGGAGCUGGCCCGCGUUCACUCAGCCGCGGGAGGUCGAGGAACAAAUGGAGGUGUCGGUUACAGUGAAAUCCUCAUGGAUUAUGUGUGGGGGAAGCAGCAGAAGAUGCAAGCUCAGCAACAGCAAAGACUGCAGGUGCAAAGUAAUGCAAAAACCCGGCUGUGGGCCGACGGUGCCAGUGCUCCACCGCCUCCCUACAGGAACGGCUUUGCCCAAUCUCAGCAGCUUAUCCUAGGCAAUUGCCCUCCGGCCUACAGCCCUCUAAUGCUGAGAGGGAACCCCGGGGAGCCACGGAGAGUCAAAGUGUCACGCACCAAAUCCUGCGGCCCAUUCGUUCCCUUACAGCAGCACCAGCAAGAGUCUAUCCUGCUCUCUGCCUACACUGAAACCAACACCUCCAAUGGCACUAAUGCAACACAUAACCAGCAGAUCGACCGCCUCCACAGGCCACCUCAUUACCCUCUCGACUCCUCCGCACCCAUGACCCCCGAUGACCCCACGCGCAGCCUGCACAAGGCCCUGGCACUGGAGGGUUUGAGAGACUGGUAUCUGCGGAAUGCGCUGGGACAGACGGCCAACGGAGGGAAGGGCAAAGAGGGGAUGCAGACUCAGCGCAGGCGUACCACGACCUCUCUGCACAACUCACACCCCAAUCCGCCACUCAAACACCAGCCACAGUCCUUCCAAACAGACACGUCCUGUCCACACAUCCCCCAGUCAGCCACAUUUCAUGGACACCCUCUACACGGCAGGUCAAUGGAGCUUUCUUUGUACCAGGAUACCUUUUCUUCUAAAAUGCAAGAUAUGACACUUAAAGAGAGCAGUAAUGACGCACCCACGCCAGGCACGCUGGUCUGACACACAAACAAUAAAUAGACACAAACACAAAGAGACUACAGCAAACACCAGCUUAUGUGUGCAUGGAAUGGCAGACUGAGAGAAUGCCAUAAUGGACUAUUAAAGAGACUUUUUUGUUCCUUUCAGUGGUUAGAAUUGAGUAAUUCUGACGGAAAUCAAUCUAACAUCAAUGUUAUACUAACAUAUGCAAAGCUACCCUUGACAUGGAACAAAUACUCAUACUCAAGACCCUUUUCAGCAUGAAAUCAAGCUGUCUUCUAGUUUCAGGUCAUCUCUGGGUUCCUGCAGACUUCUUAUGUAGUUUCCCUUUUAAUCAGCAAAAGUAGUAGCAAGCUCUGGCAAAAGAGACAAUAUGUCAGCACAUUCCUAUCAGUGAACAAUAUGAGUUCAUUCUAUCACACUAUUUCCUUGAUAUGGAUUUGUCACAAAAUAUAUA
Messenger RNA from Cyprinus carpio (common carp), 2856 nucleotides. RefSeq names its product coiled-coil domain-containing protein 120-like. The record is from RefSeq and is a predicted model, not a curated record. Lineage: Eukaryota; Metazoa; Chordata; Actinopteri; Cypriniformes; Cyprinidae.